Colletotrichum acutatum is the source of this 1180-nucleotide messenger RNA. RefSeq lists its product as uncharacterized. NCBI's taxonomy places the organism in Eukaryota, Fungi, Ascomycota, Sordariomycetes, Glomerellales, Glomerellaceae. The coding region runs from base 209 to 925 and encodes 238 amino acids. The transcript has 3 exons. The record is from RefSeq and is a predicted model, not a curated record. Gene Ontology annotation, molecular function: protein binding.
UGACCUCCGAUCCACGAACCCCACCAAGGCGACGUCUCCCCGACCCAGCACGGAAGGCCAAUUCGAAACACCACCUUCCUUACCCAGCACACCACGGCACGGCAACAGCAAACCCUCGUCAUUUCCCCUUCCGAGAAAGUCUCCUUCCCCACGAUAGCCUCGUCGUGAACAAAAACGCACACCCAUACCCAUCCCCAACUCCACAAUCAUGGCAGGGGAUCACGAGGAGCACGAGGGCGCCUCCGUCCAGGAGCUCCUCAUCGAGGCUGCGCGCCGCGACAAUACUGAACUCUUUAACGAGGUCAUUGCCGGCAUCAAGAACGAGGAUGAGCUAUCCCGCAUCCUCAACGAGACCACCACCGUUAUGGGAAACCACCUCUACCACGAAGCUGCCUCCCGAGGAAACUACGACAUAAUCGACCUCCUCCUCGACCAACCAAACUUUGAAUGCGACCCCAUCAACCGCCAAGAAGGCGACACACCCCUCCACAGCGCCAUCCGCUGGAUCAACAACGAAUCCCAAGCCAACCGCGAGUUCGGCAACGCCCUCGUCGACAUGAUGCUCGAAGCUGGCUCCAGCCCACGCAUCAAGAACAAGGGCGGCCUCACCCCCCUCCAGCUCGUCGACCCCCGCAACCCGGCCCUCCGCGAACUGAUUCAGAAGCACGAGUACGCCUCGCUCAACGCGGGCGACUUUAUCAACGUGGACGCUUCCUCUGCGGGCAAGAAGAGCAAGGGCGGUGCGCCGGCGUCGGCGCCCCCUGGUGCGCCUCCUGCGAUUCCUAAUUCUGCUGCGCCGCCUGUGCCUGGCGGGUACGCUCACGACGAGGAGAGUGACGAUGAUGCCGAGUUUAGUGGUAGUGAUGACGAGGAGAGGGCCGAGUGGGAUCGGAGACGGAAGGAGCGUGCCGCGCGCAAGGGUUGAGUCUUAGGGUUGUAGGGGCGUUUCGAUCACCUUCAAGUGAGAGAGGGAGAAGGGAGGACUUUGCAGAUUUCGAGCACAACUUGGUUGCACUUUUUUUUUUUUCGCCGGUACAUCUGUUCCUUGUCAGCCCCUCGCCUCUUAACAUCCUCCGCCCCUGAAACGGCGGGGGAUUGGAGGAGGCGAGGGUCAAGACACGUACAAAAACGACACGGCAGUACGGAGUAUAGAGGAAGACAAGAGGAAAGAGGUGAUGUA